UAUACCCUCUUUGAGUACAAGCUUGACACGAACUCUGCCUGGAACUUACAGCCGACACGGUCGCCGUCGCAAAUAGGAACCGAACGGGAGCAUCAUGUUCUAGGAAUGAUUUAGUAUGGGCCGUUGCUGGUGGCUGGUGUCAGAGUAUACGAAUGUCCAACCUGAAGAACGCACUUUGGGAGCUUCAGGAGCUAAGCCUGAGGAGCUCUUGAGGGAGCUCCAAGUAUGGGUUGCUGCCAAAGCAAGGGCGCGGCGGUCAGAACUCUCUCCGAUGAGGAAGAGCCGCUACCCGCGUCCGCCUACUCCAGCCGCGGCGUGGCGCACGCGUGGCUCCAGGAGAUUGGCCUGGCUCAGUAUGCCCGGGCCUUUGAGGAUGCGGGAUUUAGCGACUGGGACCUGCUUUCUUGUUUGACCGAGUCGGACCUGGACGCCAUCACUCAGCAUACGGGGGCCGUCAUUCCGCCCGGGCACCGGAAGAAGCUGCUCAUGGCGUCACGGCAGAUGGGGCAGGCUUCUCAGUACGGUCCGGGCGCGGUGGUGCCGCUGGGAGUGGCCCGGCGCUACAGCCACAGCAGCAACCCCGGCACCAGCUCCCGCCGCAGUGGGCACGGCUCACGCGGCGGAGGGCUCGUGGCGGCAGCGGCCAAUGUGCUGGAGCGCCGGUCGGCUGGCCGGCGGCCCAGCAGCAGCGCUUCCCGUGUGCCCAGCCACCACGGCACCAGCGGCCACCCCAAUCUUUUCAGCCCUGGAGACCGCGACCGAGCCGGCGGCGGUGGAGCGGGCGCUCGCUACCACACCGAUGACGGCAUGGCGAGCGGCCGGCGCAGCCGCAUCCUGGGCAACCUGCUGGCGAGCCGCAACAGCAGCCGCAACAGCCUGUCAGGCGGCAUGACCGGUGGCGGAGGUGGUGGCGGCGGUGCGGUGGCGGGCGUGAUUGGCUACAUUGCCAGCCCCUCGGCGACGGACAAGGGCAGGCCGCGCUCGGCGGCGGUGGUGGGCAUGAACGGUGGCGGCGGCGGCGAGGACGUGUGGGGGCUCAUUGACGGGCGGCCAAGCCCCGGCGACCAGCACAGUCCGCACUCUGCCGCCGCGGCGGCGGUGGCGGCUUCUGCGGCUGCAGGCGGCAUGGGCACACCGCAGUCACGGCAGCGGCGGCGCUGGUCCGUCAACAAACAGGCAUCGCGUGGCGCGCUGGUGGUGGGAAGCAGCGGCGGCGCCAUGAGCGCCGGGUCGAUGGGUUGGAUGGACGGCGCGGAGGGGGGCCACGGGCUGGGGCCUGCCGGCGGUGGCUAUGCCGUCAACCCGCUAUCCCACGUGGACCCGUCUUGCGCCGUGGGCGUGUACGCGGGUCCGCACUCGGGUCCGGGCGAGUCCGUGGACUACCUUCGAGAGCUGUCGGUUACGUCUGCGGCGGGGGCCCUGGCGCCGCUGCCCGUCCCGGCCGUGGGGCUGCAUAACGGCGUGAACGGCGGGGGGCGCUACGGCAGUGGCGCCGACGCUGCCUCGCCGGGCGUGGGCUCGCCGGUGCCCGUGUCGGUGUCGAUGGCGGCGCAGGGCGGCCGCGGCAUGCAGCGCAACUUGGACUCGCUGGUGGUGGGCGCGGCGGACUUGGGUGCACGGGGCGGGCGAUACUCGCGCCUGCAUGCGCCCGGCGGCGGCGGCGGUGGGGGCGGAUUCAGCGGCGGGCUUGGCCCUUGCGGGGGCCCGGCAGGUGCCGGGCGGGGCGUCUCACUUGCGGCCACGCCGCCAAGCUACGGCGGUGGUGCUGCAGCGGGCGGUGGCGGCGGCAGCUAUCAGGGGCCUGCUAAGGUGACGCGGGCCGCAACCGGCGACGGCGCAUCUGGCAGUGCGCGUCGCGUCCCUAGCGGCAACCGUGCGGGUGAGGGUGCUGGCGCCGGUGGCGGUGGCGGCGGGACGCACAGCGCGGCUGCGUCGCGGCCGCAUUCGCCCGGCGGGAAGUUCACGGACAUAUGGCGCUCACCGGCGAACGCAGCGGCGGCUGCGGCGGCUGGCAGCAGCCCCGCCCAGCGGGGCCCUUCACCUCUACAAGCUGCAGCCAGCGAGGCGCUGCAGGGCCUGCAAGCCGGUGUGACAUCGUCAUCGCCGGCGGCGGCCUUUGGCAACGCUGACUCAACGCUGUCGGCGUGGGCGGGCGCGGGUGGAGGUGGAGGCGGCGGCGGCUUUGCUGCUGCCGGGCGACGGUCGCCGGAGCGGCCCGCACGGCAGGACCUGGCGCCGACGCCGCCGGGGCGGGUGUGGGGCGUGCGCGGCGGCGACACGCCAUCAAGCACCGCGGUGCUGCCGCCGUCCCAACCGGACGGUGCUGCGGCUGGGGCAGGUGGCGGUGGGAAGGGCCUGCCACGGUUUGUCCGGGCAAUCGCGGGCUGGGCCAGUCCCAGCGGUGGUGCGGAGGAGGCAGCCGUUGGCCGGCGCGGCUCCAGUCCCAGGGCGGCGGCGGCGGCGGCGGGCGGCUCACCGGCCAAGUCCAGAGAGGGCAGCGCGCACCGCCCGAACACUGGUGGCGGCGGCAGCGGGGGCAGUGGCGCAGCGGAUGCGUCUACUGCCAAGGGCUCCCUGCUGCAGCGCAGGACGUCCCAACGCUCGGCGCUGCAACCUGAUACCUCUCCACCGCGCGGCCCCUGGGACCAGGACUCGGCCCUAUGCGUUGCUGGCCGUGGCUACAGGCCCGCCUCUCCCUCUCCGGGCCCCGCUUCUUCAGGCACAGCCACAGGCGCUGCUUCUUGCGGUAGCGGGGAACCGCUACCGGCGGUGCCGGGGGCAGGUGCAGCCGGCGGCGGUGGCGGACGCGGCGGCCGCAGCCGUGGCGGCGCCGGUGCCGCUGUGCUGGGUGCGGUGCGCAAUGGCGGCUGGCCGUUCGUCCUGCCGACGCUGCCGCGUAUCUCCGGCAGCGGCAGCUUGGCCGGCGUUCCUGGCGUCAGCGCCGCGGCGCCCGGCAGCUCCGCUGACCCCCUGCCGGUGCCGCCGCUGCCGCCCGGCACGGCGCCGUCGCCCUUCUCUCGACUGUCACCCCUGCCAGAGCUGGGGCCAUUAACCAGCGCGUCCACGCAGCGGAUCUCAAUACCGCAGUCGGCUGCCGCAGGCGGAGGCGGAGAUGGCGGGGGCGCCGACGCGCGCGUGUCGUCGUCGCUGCUUUUAGAGAGCGUGUCAGAUGCGGCGCACGCGCCUCCGGUCCACAGCAGCCGGCCACCGGGCUUCAAGCCGCGCUUCAGCAGUGCUGGAGGCAACUCGGAGACCGCUGGCGCCACGCUGAACGGUGGCGUUGCCGAGGGCGGAGGCGGCGGAAACGGCGGGACGAAUGGCAUCGACGACGCGGGCUUUGUGGAGGACCUACUCACAGGGCCGUCGUUUCCGGCAGUGCACCCCCGCGGACAGGCGGCGCCAGCGGCUGGGCACUCGGCGCCCCCGCUGCCGGCGCCUUACGACCCCGUGGCGGCUGCGGCGCAUGGUGGCGGCGGCGGGCGCGGAGCGGCUGGUGCCGGGGCCGGCAGUGCGGGCGGCGCAGCGUCGGCGGUGGCGCACUGGCCGGCGAUGCCGCUGCAGCCGCCGACGCGGCCGCGCGCGGGCCACGUGUCAGUCGGUCACCCCGGCGCGGCCGGCGCCGCUGCCGGCAUGCAGGUGCUCACGCCUGAGGCGCCCGGCCCCACGCGCCAGCCGCAGCGGCCUGCCGCCAUGUCGGCGGCGACGGUGAAGGCGCCGUCGGGGCCGCCGCGGCCUACGCCGGGCCGUCAGCUGGAUCUGGAGCUGCUCGCGGACCAGGUGCAGCGCAUCAUGGCGCAACUGUCAGCCAUCACCGCCACCAGCGGCGCCGGCAGCAAGCGCGUGAGCGCCGGCGGCGAGGCUGCCGGCGCGCCGGCGGGCGUCGCAAGAGCUGGUGCUGGUGCGGGCGGUGCGGGUGCUGUGGCCGCUGCCGUAGAUGCCAUGGACGUGGAUGCGGUGGCUGUGGACGCGGCAGCGAACCCAGCGAUCGUGAUGGCGGCGGCGGCGGCAGCAGCCAAGGCGGAUGGGAUCCGCAUGCAGGCCAUGGACCGCAAGCGGCUGGAGCUGCAGCUGCUGCACCGUGACUUGGUGUCGCGUGUGGCGGCCAUGGCGGCUCUGCCCUCGCCGCGCCGCGCCGCCAGCGCCGCCACGUUGUCAGCCGCCGCGCGGGAGGACGACGCCCUUGCAGACGCGGAGGCGGCGGAGGCGGCGGUGGCGGCGGGCGCGGUCGCCGAGGUGGAGGCGCGCAUACGCGCCAAGCUGGCCGAGCUAGCGGAACUUACCGGCAGCGGCGGCCAGUCGGACACAAAGGAUGACGGCGGCGUGGCAGCGGCCGCGCGCAAGCGCGCUGCCAUGAUGGCUGCGGCGGCAGCAGGCGAAACACCGACACGGCAGCAGCAUCUGCAGGGACGUGUGGAAAAUGAGGCGGCGCUGCAUGACGAGGUCCUGGCGGUGCUGGGGGCACGCAAGCGCCAGGCUCGCGCCGGCCGCCGCAGCAACGGAGGGGAGGGCACCGCCGCCACCGCUGCGGCCGCAGCCACAGCCGCGUGUGAGGGCGCCAGCGGCAACGGCUUUCAUGCUGGCUCGGUGCUGGCAGGCAACCACGACACUCUGCGAGAUGAGCUUCUGGCGAUAGAGGGGCGGAUCAAGGCGCGCGUGCGGGAGGCGGGUGGUGGCGCGGUCGCGCGACGGCAGUGAUGUCAGCAACGGGGCCACAGCGAGGAAAACCGGAUGGGCUGGCUACGUCUCUGCUAUGUGAACCCAUCACAGUGAACUCAAUCAGUUGUGGGGAGUCGGUAUACAGGCAACCCCCAUCGUUCAUAUGCAAACAAACACUGCCGACCAGCGGGGUGGGUGCCUUGCUACAUAUGCAGCGCGAAUGGCGCCUGGUACGCAAUGGAUUGGACUGCACGCGAGGUGCCCAGGGUGGGAUGCGUGCUGCCGCAAAGGCAGAACCAUUUAAGUAAGACAUAGGCGACGACAAAAGGCGUGAACCAUGACCACUACCAUAAUGUAUGCGGAGGGCCCUGAGAUAGGUGGAUGGGCGCCGACGUGCCGUGCAUCUUUGACCGGAUGGGCGCUACUCGCAAUGUGAAUGUGGGUUGCCCAUUGCGGUCUGGUGCGAAAGUGCGGCGUGGUCAGUCAUGGUCGUGGCGGCGAACGAAGGGGUGCGCGCAGCGACCCUGCUGGCUGGGAGUGGAGCGCUUGAAAUCGAGGUACUGCCGUUAUUGUUUUGCUAUGUACUUCCAGCCUCGUCAUGGCCUUUGCAUGUUGUUUUAGGAUGACCGCGAAGGCUCUUGGGAGUGGGUAUGACGCCUGAGGGGGCGCCUGAGGGGAUGACCGACCGGGAUGACCGAUUGCGGGAUGGCCGGUUGCGGGAUGGCCGAUUUCUCAUCGUAAACUCUGUCCGUCUGUAAAUUGCAGACCAU
Chlamydomonas reinhardtii is the source of this 5426-nucleotide messenger RNA. RefSeq lists its product as uncharacterized. The record is from RefSeq and is a predicted model, not a curated record. The transcript has 7 exons. Lineage: Eukaryota; Viridiplantae; Chlorophyta; Chlorophyceae; Chlamydomonadales; Chlamydomonadaceae. Bases 226 to 4695 code for a protein of 1489 amino acids. Gene Ontology annotation, molecular function: protein binding.